Molecule: messenger RNA, 1062 nt
Organism: Neocloeon triangulifer
Lineage: Eukaryota; Metazoa; Arthropoda; Insecta; Ephemeroptera; Baetidae
Gene: DCTN6-p27
Product: dynactin subunit 6
Exons: 6
Coding region: 375-803 (142 amino acids)
Biological process (GO): mitotic spindle organization
Cellular component (GO): dynactin complex
Molecular function (GO): dynein complex binding
Source: RefSeq, a predicted model, not a curated record
UAAGGUGGUGUUCUGCCGGAUCGGCAAAUUUUCAAAAGGGAAUUCAAUGGAAAAUAGCAAAUGAUUCGGCCUCACAUUUUCAUCUUCGAUUAGGAAAUUGUGCUUCUUUUGCACUGCAUCCUUUUCUUCGGGUGCCGUGCUUAUAUUGAUUUGUACGAUCUGCAGACACCCACGUACACUUAUCCACUUCGCUUUGUGCUACGACGGCAUUGUUCAAGAACACUCGAGGCCGGAAUUUUUUGCGAGAAAAACUAGCACACAAGUCCCAAAGGCUUUUUGUUAUAAAAAUUCAUCAAGGCGCGGUAGUUUGUACAGAAUGUGAGCUGAAGGGCGACAUCACCGUUGGCAAAAACACGGUCAUCCAUCCAAAGGCCAUGGUCAUCGCCGAAGCUGGCCCGAUCAUAAUCGGCGAGAAUAAUUUGAUCGAAGAGCAAGCGCAAAUUAUCAACCGGCUGCCUCCCAACCAGGAAAAUACAGGGAAUGCGACUGUGAUGAUUAUUGGAAAUAACAAUGUGUUUGAGGUAGACUGUUGCACAGAGGCACUCAAAAUUGGUGACCAGAAUGUGCUCGAGUCUAAAUGUCUUGUUGGGCGAAAAGUAGAGCUUACAAAUGGCUGCAUUGUUGGGGCACAUUGCCGACUUGUAAGCGAGGAGUGUUUGCCUGAAAACACAGUAGUUUAUGGAGACAACUGUAGUCGUCGUCAACAAGCUGAUAGACCACCGCCGCAAACUCUGCAAAUUGAUUUUCUGACCAAAGUGCUGCCAAAUUAUCAUCAUUUGUACAAGCCAAACAUCAAGGAAUAAUGAAGUCGGCAGCUCCAACCACACCCAUGCAAUCACAAAACAUGAAAGUGUUCUGCUAGACGACUGUAAUCAAUCUUUGAAAAUGUAACACACUUGUUGCUGCCUACGUAAUGAACGUAGAAAUCUCACUUUAAUAAGUGUUAUUUUAAAUUAAUUUAUUCCAUGAACUGUAAUAUCUAUUUCAUUAUUUCCAAUUAUUUAUGUUCAUUUUUAAGUCGUCACUACUUAUCAUUAAAUAAAAGUAUGUUGUCCCGUACAA